CAAAACAACAUAUAUACACACAUAUACUGUAAAAUAAAUAUUAAUAUAUGUAUGUUAUUAAGAAUAAAAUUGAAAAUGGCAUUGGUGAUGACUGUACUUAGGAAAUUAUUCUCAUUAAAGGGGCCCCUGGAUUUCAAUUGAGGGAACAGAAAUAGUUUCAGUCGUUGUUCAUAUAAAACGUUGCUCUAUUUUCCUCUUAGUCAAUGUCUGUUAAUCCUAGUGAUAAGAUCUAAAAGUAUAAGAUAAAAAUGUUUUUGCUACUAUUACUCCUGGGAACAGUUAGAUCAGCUCCUUUAGAUGAAUUUCAGACAUUCGUAAACAAUGAGGAAGUAGCAUUUAAUGAUGAGACUUAUAUCAAAUAUAUUGUUCCAUCCGGUUAUUCUCCACACAAAUCACAAAAACAAUCUAAAGUAGAAUUGUUGGAUUUUGCAAAUAAGGACAAUGAACAUUAUGAGAUCUUAAAAAAACAUAUUCUAGCUGGUAGUAUUAAGAAUGGUUUGACAUUUAAUAUAUACGACGACAACAUGAGAGAAGCAAGCAUUGCUUUGUUUCGACUAUUACAAUAUUCUGAAAAAGAGCAAAUAAGCAAAAUAAAGGAAUGGGCAUUGGAGAAUAUAAAUCAUGAUAUCAUAGAUUAUGCCUGGAGAUUAGUCUCGCUUUACAGAACUGAUGUUAUGAAAGAACAGGAACCACCUUAUGUGUCCAAACCGAACUAUUUCAUAAACAGCGAAGCUAUUUACAAAGCUUUAAAAUUAAAAAUUAGCAACGGAAAAUUCGAUUCUCAAACAGCAAGUGUUCAACAGUUCUAUAGAACUGACGAUGUUAUAACGAUUAAUGCUAACUAUUCCGGAUGGAACUUAUUAAAUGAAGACUGUAACGAUAAACUUGAUUACUUUAGAGAAGACAUAGGUCUUAACAGCUACUACUACGGUGUCCAUCUUCAAUAUCCAUUUUGGAUGAAUAACGAUGAAUUAACUGGCAUUGAUCCAAAAUAUGCAGAACAAUAUUAUUAUAUACAUAAGCAAUUGAUGGCUAGGUAUAAUUUAGAAAAAGAACACCCUGAUUAUAAUAAUUCUCAAUUUGAAUCUAAAUGCUACGAGGACUUCAUACCUUACUUAGUACAUGACAACGGCUUGAACUUUGCAGUAAGAUCAACUAUAAAGAAGGAGAAUAGCGAGGAAUAUGCACGUUUAAAGUCUGUAGAUAUAGCAAUAAGAGAAUGCAUUGCAAGAGGAUUUAUUUACAUGGAAAAUAGCACACGCGUUACAUUAACUGAUGAAAACUUCAUUGAUCUACUAUCAAAAUUAAUUAGGGUAAAUUUGGAAAGCGUGUCUAUGGCAAAAAUAAUAAGAUCUCUUUAUGGUUACGGAGGCAAAGGAUAUUUUAAAAAUGCGUAUGUUCCGGCACCUUCAGUAAUGCAUCAUCCACAAACUACGCUGCGCGAUCCCAUGUAUUGGUAUAUAAUUCAAACUAUGCUAGAUUACUUUAUGGAUUACUCAAACUCAUUGGAACCAUAUAAUUUUUCCAAUUAUGAGACCGAUGAAUUUGUUAUAGUCAACCACAAUUUCACAAAAAUUAUAACUUAUUUUGAAGACUUCCAAAUAGGUCUUAACAAAUUAUUUGAGAAAGGAUAUGAUUUUAGUUUCUCCUCUUUAAUUUUUACGGCUAGACAAAAAAGAUUGAAACAUAUACCCUUUAGCUUUGAAUUUAACGUUGAAUCUAAAUCCAAUAAGUCCUGUAUUGUUAAAUUAUUUCUCGGUCCUAAUUGUGAGGGUAUAAAUUGCUGGAAUGAUUAUUCAAAAUAUUUUGAACUUGAUUCUUUCACUUAUUACAUGGAAGAAGGCCUUAACCUCAUUAAAUGGUCCCCAGAAGCUUCAAAUAAAUAUUCGUAUGAUGAUUAUUUCAAUGUAGGGUUAAAGUCUUUGAGAAAAAAUAAGUUUGAUUUGUUCAGAUUUCCGGAAAAUAUGUUAAUACCUAAAGGAACUGAACAGGGAUUGAACAUUACAUUGUUCGUCUUACUGAUGCCUGAGCAAUAUAUAACUGAAUUUAAAGAGACAGACAUUUUAGGUUUUCCAUUCCACCGACAAGCAUUAGUAAAUGAUAAAUUGCUUUACAAAAAUUACAAGUUUUAUAACAUUGCGAUAUACCAUAAAGAAAUUAAUAACCCGGGAAGUCACUUCUCGGCACAUCUAAAUUAGUUGUUAUAUUUCGAUUUAAUUUUAAAUUUAUUAUAAAUAAUUGAAAAUUAAGAUACAUAUUAAUAUAAGACUAAGUAUAAAAAUCAUAAGAAUAAAAAAUCUACAUUUAUAUUGAAA
Messenger RNA from Danaus plexippus (monarch butterfly), 2315 nucleotides. RefSeq names its product basic juvenile hormone-suppressible protein 2-like. NCBI's taxonomy places the organism in Eukaryota, Metazoa, Arthropoda, Insecta, Lepidoptera, Nymphalidae. Bases 249 to 2198 code for a protein of 649 amino acids. The record is from RefSeq and is a predicted model, not a curated record. The transcript is spliced from 5 exons.